This is a messenger RNA of Gadus chalcogrammus (walleye pollock), 3625 nucleotides long. It is a transcript of the gene cass4, whose product is annotated as Cas scaffold protein family member 4. Gene Ontology annotation, molecular function: protein binding. Gene Ontology annotation, biological process: cell migration; cell surface receptor protein tyrosine kinase signaling pathway. The record is from RefSeq and is a predicted model, not a curated record. The transcript has 7 exons. Gene Ontology annotation, cellular component: cytoplasm; plasma membrane. NCBI's taxonomy places the organism in Eukaryota, Metazoa, Chordata, Actinopteri, Gadiformes, Gadidae. The coding region runs from base 240 to 2636 and encodes 798 amino acids.
GAGAGGCUGUGCCAGAAGACUCUCGCUCGUGUGAAAUCGUCUGGCUCUCGACCACAACCUCUGAGGAUAUGUGCGAGUGCUGCAGCAGGGCUCAGUGGCAGCCCGCAGCCCUUCUCAUGCUCCGCUCUCUCACCAUGCUGGACGAGGAUAUCUGACCACUCAGCUCCAGGAACGUUCAUACUGUUUCCUCUCUUUUUCUCCUUUUUCUCUGAGUAGACGUUAAGAAUCUGGGUCUGGAAAUGGAGAACAAACUGGCCAAGGCGCUCUACGACAACACGGCGGAGUGCCCUGACGAGCUGGCCUUCCGUAAGGGGGACAUCCUGCGGGUGGUGGGCCGCAGCGCGGUGGGCACCAGCGGCUGGUGGCUGUGCUCUCUGCACGGCCGGCAGGGCGUGGCCCCCGCCAACCGGCUGCAGCUCCUGCCCCCGCCCGCUCCGGCCCCCGGCACCGGGGCCCCCGAGUGGCCGGGCCCCCCCCAGGCCGAGGACCACGCCCGGCCGCAGAACAUCUACCAGGUCCCCAGCGUGCCGCGGCCCUGCAGCAGCCCGCUGUAUGAGCGCAUGGACAAGAUCUACAAGGUGCCCUCCACGCCCCCCUCUGCCCCGAGGGGCCCCGGCUCCCCGGCGCUGAGGGGGCACGGCUGGGAGUCGACGGAGGCCAGCCGGCUCACAGCCUUCGGCUUGUCUUCCUCCCCGGAUGGGGGAGUGUACGAUGUCCCGAGCAGACGCCCCUCCCUCAACCCGACGCAGAUAUCCCAGAGGAAGACGUUCCGUAAAACCUCGCUGACCUCGCCGGCGGGGCAGAGCCCACGAUGCAGCAGUCCCAACGACACCUACGUCUACUCAGUCCCCCCAGCUCACUGCCGGGAGCCGUGCUACGACGUGCCCGUCCCCUCCGCCACCGACGCCCUGCAGAGAACGCUCAGCAGCUGCAACACGCUCCCGAGCCGCCGCAAGGGCGACUGGAUCUACGACGUCCCCGUGUCACCGGAGAAGCCGGGGCUCAGCGCGGCGUCCGGCGGCACCCUCCCCUCCAGAGCCCCCGGCCGGCAGCUCUUCCCUCCUCCUAGCGCCGCCCCGGCGCCACUCGGCCCCCCCGGCCCCGGCCUGUACGCCGUCCUCAACGCCGGCCCCCCCGAGCGGCCCCCGACCGGCGCCGACCUGCCCGCGCUGCCGCCGAGGGUCCGGGCGUCCGUCUACGGCCAGCCCCCGGCCCGGAGGAGCUCGGAGGAGCAGGUCUACGCCGUGCCUCCGCAGGACAAGGUGUGCCACAUCCCCCUGGAGUGCCGGGGCGACGCCUCCUACCCGUACGACCACACCCGAGCCCGCCUGCAGAGGAUGAGGACGGUCUUAGGCCCCGCCUCCCUCCGCCAGCGGCCGGGGGGCGACGACCCGCUGCUGGAGGACGAGGGGGGGCGCUCCGACGCCCGCCGCGCGGCCACCGACAGCCAGCGGAUCAGCACGGCCUCCAGCUCCUCCACCUCCUCCACCUCCUCCUGCGACUCCACGGCCCCGAGCUCCUCCUCCUGCUCCCCGGACCCCCUGCGGGAGGUGGGCCUGAGCCAGGAGGAGGCCGGCGCCAGGCUGCUGGAGCUCCACGAGGCGGUGGGCCGGGCGGUCCACCGCCUCAUGGACUUCGUCAGCAGCAGCUGGAGGAGCAGGGAGCACCUGGAGAAACACCUGGAGGAGAUCCGGGCGGCGGCGGAGGGCAUCGACCGCGCCGUCAGCGGCUUCCUCGCCUUCGCCCUGGACGUCAAGGGCAACGCCCGCCACCUGACGGACGCCAACCUGCGGACGCGGCUGCUGAAGCAGCUGUCCAUCGUGGAGGACUCGGGGCUCAUCCUGCGGCAGACGGUGGGCUCGCUAAGCGCGUCCGGCUGGCCCCUGGACGCCCUGUCCCAGGACCCCGGCCUGCUGAACACGCCGGACCAGCUGGAGCGCUUCGUGAUGGUGGCGCGCACCGUGCCCGAGGACGUCAAGCGCCUGGUGUCCAUCCUGAACGCCAACGGCCGGCUGCUGUUCAGACCCAACCAGAGGGAGCCGGGGGACGGGGGGCAGGGGGACGGGAGGCCGGCCGCCGCCGCCGGGGGCCAGCAGAACGGGGACGCGGUGGACGACGACAACGAUUACGUGCAGCUUCAGACCAAGAAUGAGUUUGAAAGGCAGAAACAACACCGGGAAGCGGACACCCAAGACGGCACGCCCUCUGCUGACACCGGCCACGAGGAGACCACCCCCCCGGUCGCCCCCCCCCCGACCCAGGAGGUGGCGCCGGCGGGCCCCAGGCCUGAGCACUGCCGGCUGUACUUCGGGGCCCUCCAGAAGGCCCUGGGGGGCUUCGUGGGCAGCCUCCGCGGCGGCCAGCCCCCGGAGCAGUUCAUCCCCCACAGCAAGCUGGUGAUCAUGGUGGGCCAGCGGCUGGUGAACACGCUGUACCAGGACGCCCGCGGCGCCGGCGCCCGCCAGAGCCUGCUGUGUAAGAGCAGCCACCUGUGUGCCCUCCUCAAGCAGCUGGCCGUGGCCACCAAGAAGGCCGCGCUGCACUUCCCCGACAAGCAGGCUCUGCAGGAGGCGCACGACUUCGCCGGGGAGCUCGCCCAGAAGGCACAGCACUUUCGGAUCUCGCUGGAUCUCUGAGCGCGUUAGAGCGCGCUGGACGGGAAGCGAGCAGUCGUACGCGGCCGGGGUCGGGCUGCUGCUGGAGGACUGGGUCCGAGUGCCGCCUGCGCUGCUCUCAAAAGGCUGGUGCGUGUGAAGUACGGGUGCUCGGCGAUACCGCUCUCGCUCGCCUCCUCGCCCCCCCCUGUCCUUCGUCUCCGUUUGUCUCUGUAUAUAUUAAUAUAUAUUCCUCACAUCGGAACGUCAUGAACUCUGCUUCCAUGUGAGUCUUAGAGUAGGCCACUGAAAGCUUGUCUGACUGGUGUUCAGGAAACUAUUUGUGGAGAUUUUAAAAUAUGUUGCACAUUGAGAGUGGCUUAUCUUUCCAAGUCAGUUAGAAAAGUAUAUAAUGUAAUUUGCUUGUUAUGUUUUACAACCAUUUAAAAUUUAUUUCUGUUGGACACAUGUUUUCAAUUCUAAUGUCGUAUUUUAUACAGUUUGAGACUAGCUGUUUGGCAAUAUAAACCUUUUGUGAAUAUCAUGUAUAUAACCUAAAAUGUGUUAUGCAUUCCCAAGCUUUUCUGUUAACAAAUGAAAUGGUAACACUUAUGAAAAGGGUACAAUAAUUAACCAUUGAUUAACAUUAGUUAAUACAGUAAUAAGGAUUAACUAACAAUUAACUGCAGGGAAUUAACAGUUAAUUAAUGGUCUAGUUAUAAUUUAACCAAGGUAAUGUUUUUUAUGUAAACUAAGAUAUUCAUUUAUGUAUGAUGUAAUACCGUUUGGAUCAUAAAUACCAUUAGUAAAUUAUUACUAGACCAUAAGUCAACUGUUAAUUACCAGUUCAUUAUUGUUCCCUUAUUGUAAAGUGUUACCAAUAAAAUAUGGAAAUGUCAUAUUUCUAUUGAAACUAAGAUUAAAACUAUUUGAAACCAACGUUUUUUUGGUAUUUAAGCCUAAAACAAAUAAUACACUUGCUGUGUGUUCUAUACCAUCACAUGUUUCUGAUAAACAAAUUGCAAAUAUUC